This is a messenger RNA of Miscanthus lutarioriparius, 1050 nucleotides long. NCBI's taxonomy places the organism in Eukaryota, Viridiplantae, Streptophyta, Magnoliopsida, Poales, Poaceae. The record is from the annotation of a GenBank genome assembly.
AUGGCCUGCGCCGGCGCCGCGCGGAAGAUCUCGGCGGUGCUCUACCACUACCCGUGCCCGGACGGCGCGUUCGCCGCGCUCGCCGCUCACCUCUAUUUUUCCGCCGCCGCCCACCCCGUCCGCUUCUUCCCCAAUACGGUCUACGACCCCAUCAGGAGUGAUUCACUUCCGUUGGAAGAAAUAAAAGAUGUUUACCUGCUUGACUUUGUGGGACCUCCCGGUUUUGUUGAAGAUAUAUCCACUAAAGUCGAAAGAGCAACGAUCCUGGACCAUCAUAAAACUGCUUUUGAAAGUUUGUGUGGGAAUGCCACACUUGGGCAAAAUGUGACCAAGGUGAUAGACAUGCAGCGUAGUGGUGCGACAAUUGCAUUUGACUUCUUUAGAAACAAGCUCUUGACAGAAGUUAGCACCUUACGGGGUAAUGAAAGUGGUAAAGAUGUAGCCGAGGUCAAAUAUGUACCUGACAACAAGGUUGAAACAGUGCACAAGCUUUUUAAGUUUAUUGAAGAUGGGGACUUAUGGAGAUGGAAAGUUCCAAAUAGCAAGGCCUUCAGCAGUGGACUUAAAGAUUUGGACAUUGAAUUCAAUGUCAAUGCAAACAGUAAAUUGUUUGAUCAGUUGCUGGAGUUGGAUCCUGAGCAUGUCGUUUCCCAUGGACAAGCAACAUUAUUAGAGAAGCAAAGAUUAAUAGAUGAUUGUCUGGAGAAAUCUUAUGAAAUUUCCCUGGGAAGUGGCCAGUUUGGGAAUUGUCUGGCUGUUGAUGCUGAUGCUAUUUCAAAUUUGAGAAGCGAACUUGGAAAUCAACUAGCUAGCAAGAGCCGUGAUUUGAAUCUAAGGGGAAUUGGGGCUGUUGUAUACAAAGUCCCUGAGUUGAAUAAUGACCAGAUGCUGAAAAUAAGUCUAAGAAGUUUAGAACAAGAAGACACAACUUGUAUCUCUCAGGAAUAUGGUGGUGGGGGACAUCGGAAUGCAAGCUCGUUUAUGCUGAGUUUGACUGAGUUUGACAGGUGGAAGGUCGGAGCUGGACCUUCUCGACCAAAAGGUGCAUAA